This is a messenger RNA of Penaeus vannamei (Pacific white shrimp), 3381 nucleotides long. RefSeq names its product telomerase RNA component interacting RNase. Gene Ontology annotation, molecular function: 3'-5' exonuclease activity; 5'-3' exonuclease activity. Lineage: Eukaryota; Metazoa; Arthropoda; Malacostraca; Decapoda; Penaeidae. The record is from RefSeq and is a predicted model, not a curated record.
AGGUAUCGCGUAUAUACGAAUGAUUCAGGUACAGGAUACACUUUUAGAUAACAGUAUUUCAUUCUGUUGCAAUAUUGACGUGUAAUUUAAUGCGUUAAUGGGAGGUGAUAGUUAUUGAUAUCCUGUGCCGUGAACGCUGUAUAUAGGUUAGAAGCACAAGCAAAUGGUGUGCUUGGGGUGUGCAAAUUCGUCUUUAUACCCUCCUGCUUGUUCACUGCGGGCCCCUCUGCACCCAGGAUGUCCCUCAUCCCAGAGAAGGGGUCCAAAGGCCUGCUAGUCUAGGCACGGCGCCCACAGGGCCUGCUGCGGGCGGCGGCGAGGGCGGCGGUGCAGACGCCUCCUCAGUCAACAUGGCGGACGCGAGCGGCCAGGUGUACGCCAGCUCCGACAGCAGAGAGGACUCCAACAGCGAGGACUCGACCAAGCAGCAGCCGGGGAACAUCUUCAGAAACGAUGGCUCGUUCAUGGAGAUGUUCAAGAAGCUGCAGGAAGACCAGAAGAAGCGUGAGGACGAGCCGAAGCCCGCGCUGAAGGAGAGCCCGAGUGUGGCGGCGGCCGAUGACAGGGCCUCGCCUCACUCCUCGGCCAAGGAGCUGCCCAAGAAGACGUCACUCAGUUUUGUGGGCAAGCGACGGGGCGGGAGAAUCCUGGCCACUGGGAUGGUCAAGAAGCAGCGGAAGGAGGCGGAAAGUGAAAAGCAGCCUGAUGGUGGUAAGACUGAUGCUUGGUCUCAGUAUAUGAAUGAAGUUCGGAAAUACAAGGAACAGUCCUGUGAAGAAGAAGGGAAGAGACGACCGUUAGUGAAAUGAUUGGUGUCCAAACUUAAUUUAGUCUGUAUUUAAGAUGUAAUAUAGUUGGAUGGUCAAUCCUGUUUUGAUAUACUUUAGCUUGAAUGGUUCUGAUGGCAUGACCGUUUGGAAGAAUCAGCUGAGGCUAAAGAGGAAAAAAGACCAAAUACAAAGGACUUAUGAAUGUAUAAUCAAACCUCAUCUUAAGGGUCAGAUGCUCAAGCAAAGGGAGUAAGUUGAUAGCAUUUAGAAGUUUAAUAGUUUUCUGGUUGUCUUUUAGAGUACUAGUGAGAGAUGAUGUUGUCUAUAUGUCUCUUGGUACUAUUUUUUAGCAUCUAGGCUCUUUUGACUCUGUAAACUGAGGAUUAUUUUACUUUUGAAGAUUUGGAAUGUCUCUCAGUCUUUUACAACUUUCAUCCAUUUCACUAAACAAUUUGCUCUUCUAAUGUAAAUCAAAGAUUUACCAACAUACUGUAGAUAGUAACAUACUUAUGCAUCAGCUUUUAAUAUUAGAUGGGAACCAAGGUUGAGAAAAUAUUAAUUUCAGUCCCAACACACAUUAAACAGCAAAAGUAAUCUUUAGCAUUUGAUUGAUUACUAGUCUCACAUUUCAUUUUAGAGUGACUAAAAAAAAUUUCAUAGGUGUCACUCCAAGGUUUGAUGUGCAAGAAGUUGACAUAGCAGUUGUUUUUAAGGUUUGAUGUGUGUUUGUCCUUAAAACUGUACUUACUUUCAAAGUGACUUUUUCUCAAAGCUAUUUAUUGUAAGCGGUGAUUACAUGCAAAUGUAGUUGUAUUAGUCUUUCCCAAAUGAGGGGAUGCCUUCCAUAGAUUCCUGGCACUCUUUCUUCCAUUGCAUCGUCAUAUCCUGUAGCACAAUUCGUUCAGGUUUUUAAGGGGAUUAUGUUCGUAUGUAGUUUGGUAAAGGCAGUUGUGAAAUGGGUUUGCUUUUGGAAAGUUCUAUGAGAGAAGCACAUUUGAGAUAGGCAUUGAUAAAUACCCUUUUCUUACUUCCCCCCCUCCUUUAUAAAAACAAAAAUUGCAUGUAUUUAGUAGCAUCUGUGCUGUCCAGACCAGGUAUCAAUUUCAAUAACAGUUUUUAUUCUUUGCUUAUAUUUUAUUCAUUGGAUAAUUGAGCCAAAUAAAAUGGAUUCUCAUCGUUAUAACAUGGCCAUGACUAUAACUGUAUUUUUGAUUCUGUGUAAAUAUUCAAAGCAUAUUUUUUAGACACUAUGUCUAAGAAAUCAAAAUAUAUUGAAAAAGAAAGUUAGUAACUAACAAUAUGUGUGGGAGUUCCAAUAAAGGUAAAUUAAGAUAUUUGAAAAUACAGUAGUUAUAUUUCUAUUAGUUGGUAAUUACUAAUAAUUGUGAUCAUGUACAUUGUAAAAUACUUAUGUAAUGAGAUUUCUGUUAUUCUUGAGGAAGUGACUUGUAUUAAGAAUGAAUUUUUGAAACUGAAAAGAUUCAUCAACCUUAAGAGAAGUGAAAUGAAUGAUCUUUUUCAUUACCAGCAUUUAAGAGCUUUUUGUAAUUUUUUGCAAUAUUUAUUUUCCAAGAGCCUUACUUUCUCUGGUUAGCUGGUUAUUGCUCUCUUCCAAACAGUAACCCUUUUGUAUUUUACUUUAAAGUGUAUGUGAUAUAUACAUAUCAGCAUUUAAUUUUCAUUGCAUAUGAUGGUUGAUUCUUACUCUUAUGAUGAUUGUAUUUGCAGUUCACAUCCUAAACGAAUGGCAAUAUUAUACAGAAUUGAUAUUCUUGUUUUGUACUUUUGUUUAUUUUUUUCUUAUCAUCAUUGGAACAGUAAAAUAAUCACAAAAUUCUAUAUUAUUAGGCCUGCAUAGCCUGGAAAUUCAAAUAUCCUUGAGAAAUUGAUUUUUGAAACUAAAAGAAAGAAGCUUAGUGGUUCCCAUUCAAAGAAUCAAAGUCAACUGGAUGUCUGUAUUUUUUAUGAAACUGAAGACUUGUACAGUGUGCACAAUACAUAUCCAUUCUUUAGUACUGGUGAAAAACCAUGAGCAUAUAUAAGAUAAGAUUAUUGUGCCAACGUAUCUGUACAGCAUUUGUUUCUGUGUAAGAUCUAUGGAAAAGGGAUCUUGAAAUUUGCUUUCAGUGAGUUCCAAUGCCUGACAAACAUAUUGUGAUAUAGGCUUAUAUACUUCUGAACAGCUGAUACAUUUAUUGUGUUGUAUAUACUUUGUUACUUUUUUUAAGUAUGGCGAUAAUUAUCUCAAAACUUGUUUUGAAAUAAUAAAGCACAGGCAGGAAAAUGUGUAUUAAUUGAAGAUUAAAACUGACAUUAUUGGUGUUGAAAGGCAGAGAACAGUGAUUUGAUUGUUAUCAAAGCCUUUAGAGUAUAAAAACUUAAAUACUAUAAGGAAAAUGUUCCAAUACAGCAUUCAAAAUUUUAGAUAUGAAAUAUUGGAAAACAGCGAUAACUGGGACCUUGUAGUUCGCCUGCGUCCCAAUUAUACUGAAGUGUAGAAAUAAAACACACACACACACACACACACACACACACACACACACACACACACACACACACACACACACACACACACACACACACACACACACACACACACACACACACAUAC